AUGCUGACCGCCGUGUGCGGCUCCCUGGCCAGCCAGCACACGGACGCGCCCCGGGCCUCGCCGCCGCGCCUGGACCUGCAGCCCCUGCAGACCUACCAGGGCCACACCAGCCCGGAGGCGGGGGACUUCCCGUCGCCGCUGCAGGCCGGCGAGCUGCAGGGGCUCCCGCUGGGGCCCGAGGCGGACUUCUCCCAGGGCUAUGAGCUGGCCGGCGGCGGCGCCCCGCGGGUGACCUGCGAGGACCUGGAGGGCGACGGCCCCCUGGCCCCGGGCCCCUUCUCCAAGCUCCUGCAGCCCGACAUGGCCCACCACUACGAGCCCUGGUUCCGGCCCUCCCACCCGGGCGAGGACGGCUCCUGGUGGGACCUCCACGCCGGCUCCGGCUGGAUGGACCUGUCCCACGCCCCGGGGGCCCUGCCGGCCGCCGCCCACCCGGGGGCCCUGCAGCCGGGCCUGGGCGGCUACGUGGCCGACCACCAGCUCUGCGCGCCCUCGCCCGCACGCCACCACCUGCUGCCGGGCCCGGGGUCGCACCUGCAGCUGGGGCCGCCCCCGGACGGGCCGGCCAAGCCCCCGGAGGCGGCCGGCCCGGACCCCCACGGGCCGGACGGGGCGGGGGCGGGGGCGGGGGCCCCGGACGGGGCGGCCCGGCCCAAGGGCUCCCGGCGCUCGGUGCCCCGCGGCUCGGGUCAGGCCGUGUGCCGCUGCCCCAACUGCCUGGAGGCCGAGCGGCUGGGGCCGGCGUGCGGGCCCGAGGCGGCCAAGAAGAAGCACCUGCACAACUGUCACAUCCCGGGCUGCGGCAAGGCCUACGCCAAGACGUCGCACCUGAAGGCCCACCUGCGCUGGCACAGCGGCGACCGGCCCUUCGUCUGCAACUGGCUGUUCUGCGGCAAGCGCUUCACCCGCUCCGACGAGCUGCAACGCCACCUGCAGACCCACACGGGCACCAAGAAGUUCCCCUGCGCCGUCUGCAGCCGCGUCUUCAUGCGCAGCGACCACCUGGCCAAGCACAUGAAGACCCACGACGGCGCCCGGGAGGACCAGGCCCCCAACGACGGCAAGCCCGCCCCCGCCCCCGCCGAGCCCCCCGCCGGCCAGGGCAAGCGGGAGGCCGACGGCGGAGGGGGCAGCCCCCGGCCCAACUGA
Molecule: messenger RNA, 1149 nt
Organism: Ornithorhynchus anatinus (platypus)
Lineage: Eukaryota; Metazoa; Chordata; Mammalia; Monotremata; Ornithorhynchidae
Gene: SP6
Product: Sp6 transcription factor
Exons: 1
Coding region: 1-1149 (382 amino acids)
Biological process (GO): regulation of transcription by RNA polymerase II
Molecular function (GO): DNA-binding transcription factor activity, RNA polymerase II-specific; RNA polymerase II cis-regulatory region sequence-specific DNA binding
Source: RefSeq, a predicted model, not a curated record